Messenger RNA from Trichogramma pretiosum, 2295 nucleotides. Its product is annotated as phospholipid hydroperoxide glutathione peroxidase, mitochondrial-like. Gene Ontology annotation, molecular function: glutathione peroxidase activity. The record is from RefSeq and is a predicted model, not a curated record. Bases 1648 to 2217 code for a protein of 189 amino acids. The transcript has 2 exons. Gene Ontology annotation, biological process: response to oxidative stress. Lineage: Eukaryota; Metazoa; Arthropoda; Insecta; Hymenoptera; Trichogrammatidae.
CGUUCGAUGCAGUGCGCUGCUUGCUGCCUGUGUCCGUGUCGGUCGGGAGGUGAGAUUUCGUCGUAAGCGAGUUGCUCGCGGUAGGUGCGCAGCAGACAGGCCUAAGCAGCAUUCAUUCUUUCUCCGCAGCUGCUAGGUAUAUCGUGGAGAGCCAGUCGACUCGGGCUUGCCUUUGUAACUGCUCAGUGCGCAGUGCUGGCUGAUUUAUCGACGCACGCAGGCGCAUCGCGUUUGCUUAGAGGCAAUUGCGACUCGCGACUCGUAGCUGAUACUGCGCAUUUGAUAACACGCACACACAUACUCAUGCACGCGUUCUCACGUGUGUUCCGUCAUAUCGACGAACCAUAUUCACUCUUACAGAGGAAAAAACCCCCUGUUGCGACUUGUAUCGACAUAGCCGAGAGAUUGUGUAUACGAUAUCGAGCCGAUUCGAGGAACCACGUGGCUCUAUCUUGCAGUGACUUUUGGAAACAAGCUUGGGUGGCGAGCCUCUGGCAACAAUGCAAAGAUAUUUGAGACACUGCCUGCAAUGCAAUUCGAAACUACUGAUAUUUCUUAUCGUAAUAUGGUGAUCUGAAAAACAAAUAUUCCAGGAAUAUGUAAAACUAUCUAAACGCACGUAUGCUUCUCCAAAACCUAUACUCUUAUUCUAAUUGUAGAAGAAAAUUUAGGCUGCUCUAAAAAAACACGUGGAGAUUUUCAAAAUAGAGCUGUGUCUAUUCUGGGGAUUACACUUUCUUCAGCAAUAAUAGUACAAUUACUACAUAUAUUAAUACAUAGCAUCUCAAUGCAUCAACUUCAAAAUUCUAAUUAUAAGAUCAUAAACCUAUCUCAUCAUAAUAUAUUCAGAAUCGAAAUUUAAUUUCUUCGAUAAUGAAUUCGUUGAAAGAAGAAAAAAUGAAUAAGUUAAACUGCAUUGUCUUAAGAUGCAUGGAAACUUUCCAUUCUAGUUGUGACUCUCAUUGAAAAUUCCAGGAAUGAGUUUUUUAAAGCUUUUUCAAAUGUAUAGUGACUAUACUAGCAUUAAAAGCAUUUAAAAAUUUAAUCUUUUUCAAAUGCAACAAUAAAUUUUUGAAAGUUUAAGUUUAACAUUUAACCGAUCGUAUUGGAAUUUUUUAUAUUAAUUAUUGUCUAAAUUGUGUUUAAAAAGCGAAGGUCUAAAGUUUGAGAGGUAAAAAAAUCCUCAUAGGCCAAAAACUGUAAAACUGUCAUGAAUCAUACUCUUGGCACAUUAGCGUGGCAUAUAAUAGCUAAUUAGAAAAUUGUAGCCGAAGAAGGAAAAAAGAUUUACUUUUUGCUAUCUUAUUAUCGUUUUUCAAAAAAUGACGCUAAAUAAGAACAAUUGAGCUUUUGUUAUGUGGAUGAGCAUAGUAACAACUUUGAAAAAACUCAUUAAAAUUAAUGAGGUUCAAUGUCAGCGGCUAGUGAUAUGACCAAGAUAUACAUUCGCGUCAAGUCUAUCCGUUCUAUCCUGACCGUGAGUCUUGCCUAUGUCCAAUUUAUUCUGACAUUUUUAGCUGAUUUGAACUUGUGCGCAGCUUCAAUGAAUUAUGAUUCUGACUCGCAUUCAAAACAUCUUUCGCGAUAGUACCGCAGUCGAUUGCUGGACGUCAACUGUGCACAAAAACAGACAACCUCAGCGCAAUAAUGCGUUUUCCAGUAAUUUUCACGGCUUUGUUCGCCGUCUUCACCUUCGCGGAGGCAUUUGAUCAAACUAAAGAUUGGGCUUCGGCGCAAACGAUGUAUGAAUUUCACGCAAAUGACAUCCAUGGAAAAGACGUAUCAUUAGAUAAAUACAAAGAUCAUGUUGCGAUUGUGGUAAAUGUUGCCAGCCAGUGUGGCUUAACAGAGGCUAACUACAAGCAACUUCAAGGUUUAUAUGAAAAAUACGGAGAAUCAAAAGGCUUGAGAAUUUUAGCAUUUCCUUGUAAUCAAUUUGCUAGUCAAGAGCCUGGAACUUCGGAAGAAAUUUUAGCAUUCGUCAAGAAGUACGAUGUUACUUUCGACAUGUUUGAAAAAAUCGAUGUCAACGGAGAUAAUGCUCAUCCCCUAUAUAAGUGGAUGAAAUCUCAGCCUGAUGGUGCAGGUGUUCUUAUCGAUGCUAUUAAAUGGAAUUUCACCAAAUUCAUUAUCGACAAAAAUGGUAAAGUUGUGGCUAGAUUUGCACCAACAACCGAGCCUAAUUCUAUGGAAGAGACUUUGUUAAAACUGUUUUAAGAUUUAUCGUAAUUUUUAAACGUACGUCACUUUUAUUUUCUACUUUUAAUCUAUUCAUUGACUCUAUUUUGAAAUAUU